Messenger RNA from Linnemannia hyalina, 6762 nucleotides. The record is from the annotation of a GenBank genome assembly. NCBI's taxonomy places the organism in Eukaryota, Fungi, Mortierellomycota, Mortierellomycetes, Mortierellales, Mortierellaceae.
AUGGCCGAGAAAUGCUUGGGCACCUACGAGGAUGCCAUUCGGAUGCUGCAAAAGGGCCAAUCGGAGGAGGCACGGAAGUCACUGAAGGACCUUAUUGACUCGGAACUCUUGCAGACAAUCGACAACAACUCCGAGGUGGCUGCGCGUGGGACUCCAGUCCGCCGCCUUCAAUACUUGGUCUACAUGAACUAUGCCAGCAUUCUCGAGGAGUCAUCGGACAACAUUUCUGCGCUCCAAUACUAUUUGAAGGCGAUCACCUUCGACAACUCUGACAACUCCCUCUGGAUCAAAAUCGGAAUAUUGGCUACAAAGGAGAAGAAAUACAAACUCGCACGUUACUCUCUGGAAUGCGGUCUACAACGGACAAGCGCACUUGGUCUUGCAAACGACUCGGCGGAUCAAAUUAUUUCAUCAGGAAAUUUGCCGGACGGUCAGCUUACUCCAUCCCAGUGGGUCUGCUUGGAGACGCUUUGUGAGGUCCUCUACAUUAUCGGCGAUUAUGUAGCAUGCGAGGAAUAUCUUCGGAGGGCACUACACUAUUCUCCAUACUUUGAGCGCGGUCAGGACAUAUUACAUAUGAUUCGCCAGGGGCUUCAGGAGCAACCCGGCACAGAGAGUAACUUAGACCAUACUGCGCAGGAGGCGCCAUUUUACUUGGACGGAAUUGACUUUGCGCCCAAGCAACUGCAGUUGGAAGAGCCAUCCUGGGAGAGUCUCGGAGAGCAGUUGCUAGCAGAGUACAAACUAUUGACCGCGAAUCCGGAUCAGACAUUUUACAACAGGAAACUAAUCGUACGCGCACCAAAUACCGAGGUAAUGGAAAUAAUUGACGUUGAGAUGGAUGAGACACCGGCGGAGGAGACUGAAACGAUCAAGGACGAAGCUAUCUCAAAAACAGAGGCGACGCCACCAACAGAGGCCAAAUCCAUUGACGAAGCUACGAUGCAGGAGCCAGCAAUAGCCACGUCGGCGUCAAUAUUAACAACAACCGAAGGUGGGGAGACCGCUGACAAGGAAGCAUCAGAAUCUGAGCAGGCGGCUUUGAAGCGGAAACGGAAAGAAAUCGAAGAGCGUUCAGGACUUCGAACAUCCAAGCGUGUCCGGGACAAGUUGGAUCAGUUUGAAGUUACAAAGAAGAAGCGCGAGGAAGAAGAGCUGGAGAUUCUAGCCAAGUACCGCAUUGUGUUGUCCAGGUUCGGCGUGGAUCUCGAGAACGGCUACAUUGCAGGAUCGUCGUCUGGUUCGCUCAAAGUAGAAGAUAUCUUUCCCAGUGGCCUAUCCGGUCUUCUUGUCACAUUCAACAAACACUUGGAACGACCUAAUGCCGUUGUUCAAGCAUCUACCGCCACCGAGCAUGUUCAACAACAAAAGACCAACCACUUUGCAAUAUUUUCAACCGACAAGAGCAACUCACGAGCUGCAGCACCGUUCCAGGACAAUAUCAAGCUGCUUAGCUUUAUCAGCAGGACGAACGAAACCAACUCUGGCGUGGUGGAGUAUCUUUGCGACUACCUUAUGGCUCUGAUGUCAGGACUCACGGGCUCCGAGGCCGAGGCAAACUGGCGGCGGCGAUGGCCUGAUGGCCUGAGGUCAAUUGUUCUCAACGCGGUAUCGUUAAUUGAGGACGAACUGCUGGAGUAUCUGCAUCAGGAGAACAGGACAGACGAGCUAGAUGACCGGCUAGAUCAGCGCGUAAAGUUCGAGAAGAACAAGGGACCUAAGCGAGUAGAUACUGAGCUGAUAGCAAUGCUCGACAAGCACUUUCAGCGUUGGUUGCAACUCGCCGGAUACGAGCUGGAUGUCCCACUCGAUCACUACCUGCAAGGCGUAGAUGAGUCAGGCGUAGACAAGUGGAUCAAGGUCGCUGCUUUGAGGGUCGGUUGGAUGAUGGGGCGGUAUUCCCAGUGCCUUGGAAACCCAAACGAGGCAAUAUCACGGUUCGAGGAUUGUCUUCAGCUGUCGCGCCGUCUCUCUAUUGAGUCCGUCCUAUUGCCGAAUUGUAUGUACGACACCGUUAUCGGCGCUGAGACUAUACUGGAGAGACUGGGGAAACUCAAGACACAUCAGUAUGUCAUGGAAGCGGAGAGACUGUUCGAAGAAAAGGACUUUGUCUCAGUUCUGGCAAGACUAGCGCCCGCGUUCCUGGAGAACAAUGACCCAAUUCAGGAAGUCGUACCGGCUGAAAUAGAAGCCAAACCAGCUGCUGUCAGCCUUGAGGUUAUAGGAGGGUCGCUUUCAGAGAGGUUGGGACUCAUGACACUGCUGUACAAGUCGUGCGAAGCACUCGAAAAUCGUAGACAGCAGUUCAACUGCGCCGUUGAGAUGUUUGUCCUUGUUGCGGAGACCCUUGUGAAUACCGUCACAGACGCGAGUGAGGCAUCAGAGGUUUGGUAUCUCUUUGGAAAAGUUGGCCAAACACUUUGCCUCCUAAGGGAAACUCUGCAGUCGGCGAGUUUGGUGGAAUUGAUGGAGUCGCUCAGGAGUCAGAAACUUCAACGACUUCUCUGCUGCGUCUUGGCAAUGGCGAGACUAGGCUUUGUCAAUAUCCUGCAUCAGGACCGUCUUGUGGACGACGACAUCAAGAUUUCAUACUCGGACCUUCUUAAGAAUCGGCCGCAUCUCGGACAGUUCAACCUUGUUCUUGUUCGCGCAUGGCUCGUUCUCUUGUAUUUACUGCCUGGCUGGAUCCACCCUGAAGCUGAAAAAGACGAAUCAGGAGCGGCGACCAACCAGGAUGAGACUAUGGCAGCACCAUCGCCCCUCAAUACGCACCCACUGGAUCUCCAACAGCUAGACAUGGAUCGCGAGACUGUCCGCCGGGUGCUUUCCCAACCCUUGACAACAAACUCCUCGACUGCCCUUUCACGCUACACUCAACCGUCGCAGGAAUUGUACAUGGAGCUCAUCGCACUCGUCCAUGAUGAUUUCGGCGUCAGAGAGUUCUGUGGAAUUGAUAACAAUCAACUCAUUCAACUGGCGCUCAAGGUUGCCUCCCCCAUGCAAGGAUCGUUUUACCGCAAGGAGGAGAAUCAAUGCUACUAUUGCUUCUAUGGCAUCUCUCUCAGUGUGGAUGGCCAGUACCCGAUUGAGCAUUCCUCUGAGCCAGUGGAUUUCGACAAACAGGCAGCAAUCGAAUUCUACCCUCUUCUGGAACGGUCCUUGUCGAACAGAGCACUACGUGGCCAAGUCCGAGGUGACCUCAAAGACGCCGUCGACAGAGUGGAGGAGGCACUUGGAUCGCCGCCAUACGAACGCUACUCGACCCUGGAGUUCAACCGUCGGCACAUUGAUGGAUAUUUGGCUUCAGAGAUAAACUUUGUAAAAGAGAUCCAGGUGCAUUCAAGGAACGACCUCCUCACAAUGCAGCAGCCUCCGUCGAGCAAGCUCCCUUCGGUCUACCGAAGCAUCUACGCUAUCCAAGGAAAGAUUUUUUUGGCCCAGUUCAAGAACAAGGCCAAGAAUAACCAAUUCAAACCGCUGGAGGACCUACAACACGCGAUCGACCAGUUUCAGACCAACCUCCAUGUCAACCCGUACUGCUGGGACUCGUGGUAUUCGCUGGCGACCUGCUAUGCAUUCCUUGCAGACGAAAACUUGGUGUUCAGCGCUUCGGAUAUCAGGAACAACUUUUCCAAAAUCACCGACCUCCAACGACGAUCCUUCCAUUGUUUUUCCCAGGCAGUGAAGCUGGCGCCCAAGCGGAUAGGACGGAACGGGAAUGACCUGGCACACUUUCUCAAGGAGGAGAAGGACACGGUGGCGGACCUUGGUGUCACCUGGGAUGAGUCAGUCCUAGCAAGCCAGAUGACAGAUAAAGGUCAUUCGGGCGAUGAAUCGAGCGAUAGCGACUUCACAGCAAAUACAUCAGAGGCUAGUGGCAGUGAUCAGGAGUGGGUUCAAAAGCAAGCUACCUUCUGGUUCGAUUUCGGCAACCUUGUUCAUGGUAUCAUGUCCAAGCCUAUGAGAAUGGAGGCCAUGCGACGAACGGACGACGAGGAGCUGUCGGAAUCAGAGGAAGCCACUGUCGUCCCGGUAAUGGAGCCAACUGAAGCACAGGUGUACAGAUUUGCGUCGUUUUGCUUCAAGAGGUCGCUGCUCCUGGACAGUCGAAACUGGAGGUCGCUGUUCAUGCUGGGAAAGUGUAUUGAGAAAUUAGGAGGCAAGCCCAGAUCCGUCUUGGCUCUCUACAGGAUUGCGGCCGAAAAGGUGCCGCCUCGGUCAGGACAGCCUGGUAACGAGCGUAUUUACGAUGCCGCCUACAAGACCAUAUCAACAUUGUCAAAGUAUCUCGCCCAGGACAAGAUCACGGCAUCGGACGCUGAGACCAUCAUGACUAUGACCUUGGCCAAGUCCAAGCUGAGUGUUGCCGAUCGAGAGUCGUUCAUUUUCGAACCACCAAAGGAUUUUCUCGAGUCGGCCCAAUCCGACCCACCUAGCGAGGCUGAUAUCCAGAAUAACAACAAACUGCGCGCGUACCGACUACUCUGCGAAGGAUUGGCUCGAAUCCGACAUGCCGACAAGCGACACUGGCAUCAUCGACCAGUGUACAGACAAGCGUGUAUUCUGCAUGAAGUCUACCACGAUGUCGAGCGUGCCAAGUCUGAGAUCCUGAGCCUGUUCCAAAUCAAGAGCAACCAAAAGACGCUGGUGAGCUCAGUCUGGAAGCCGGAAUUUGAACGGAGCGGCAAGCAUUUUGUGUAUGUCGGAGAGUACACGCGCUUCCUGAUCGUCCUUGCCAGGGAAACGCAUGAUGUCGAGCUUCUCAACAGUCUUGCGAGAAAGAUUCGUCGCGCCCAUGGUUUACUACUGGACCUGAAGGAGAUCUGGGAACUACUGUAUGAGUCGUAUCUGGCGAUCCUUGCAGGCCUUGUUGGAUCUGAUCCUAUUAUACCCGUUGCCGAGGUCGUCCCCAGAACCGAUUUCAGGGAGAAGGCUGCCAUCUACGAAACAAAGAUGUUUGACCAGGAAUCUCAGCUGCCAGGCCUGGUGUUGUUACAGCGACUCUGUGAGCUGAAGAAGCUGAACGACAAAAUGGCACCGGAGGGUCAGAUGGCGCACCUGUUGGCGGUUUGCUAUAGCAAGCUUUUCAUUGAGGUCGGUGGGGUAGACAUGUACCCCAAGGAGUUGCUGGAUCGACUUGAGAACCAGACGGAAUACGCCAAACAGGAGGAGAAGGAAAAGGAGCUGAAGGAUGCGAAUGGGGCAGUGGAUGCGGCAACACCAUAUCAAAUCGCAUCACGGAAGUACGGUUCAAAUGGCGAUGAGUCGAAUGAUGAGGAAGGCGAGGUUGAGGAGAUUGCUGACCAGCCCAAGGACAAGGACACCACUGUCGGCGAAGAUCUGACGAUGAUUGAGUCUGAGAAGUCAAAUGGCGACAAGCAGGGCUCCUCGCCCUCAUCAACUUUAGUGGCAGAACCUGGAAAGAGCCUUACUUCGACUGUUGAUCUUUCGACCGACAUACAGCCAGCAACGACCAAUGACGACUCUAACCUUGCGGAUGCAAAUUCAGGCUCAGCACCUGUGCCACCAACUGAUCAGUCUCCAGAGACGACCGACGUGACGAUGGCAGAUACGACAACAAGAGAUGCGGGGGUGGUCGACUCUACUGACGUGGAGAUGUUAGCGCCUGCUCCAGAGACAUCUGGCCAAUCGGAAGAUCGCGAUGUGGCGUCUACAGAGGCAACAGCUGCAAUAGAACCACGACCCACGAUGGAGGAUUGGGAGACUCGAAAGAAGAUCAGCGAAGCUGAGCUGGCCUCCAGGGCGACAGCCAUGUGCAAGGCUCCUCCUCCCUCACUCAAGGCGCCUCAAACACUCCAGAGUAAACUCGCGGAACAGGACCAUGCUACCGACGGCGGUUUCGAUAGUGGCGCGGAGGCUGGUCCGGAGAAUGGCUAUGCGGACGACAAGCGGACUCCUGUAGAGACCACGAAUGGCAGUGCCGAUGUUGCUAUGGAGUCUCGUGAUGAGGAUCCAGGUGUCAGCAAUGGAGACAAAGAACAAAGAGAUACGGAGGUCAACGGUGCCAAGGACACCGACAGCGAGAAGGAUGAUGCAGAUGGUGCUGGUGCAGACGAGGACGAGGGCUCUGAAGUCGGCGAGGAGGUCCAGGAAGAAAACAACGGUGAUGAGAAGGACCAGGAGGAUGGCGAUGACGAUGAAAGCGAUGACAGUAAUGAAGAGCAAGACGAGGAGGAGGAUAGUGGAGAAAGCGAGAAGAAUGAUACGGAGGACAUGGAGGAAGAUGGUGAGAGGGAAGGCACGGAGGCAGGUGAUGAGGACUCUAAUUCCGACUCUGACGAAGGCGAGGAUGAUGAUGAGGGGGACUCUGAGGAGGAGGACUCUGAUGAAGACAUGGAAGAUAAUGAUGCAGAGGAAGACUUGGAAGGUGAUAACUCGGACUCGGACGAGGAAGCCGAGGGAUCUGAUGAAGAAGGAGAUGAGUCGAACACUGAGGAGGCUGGAGAAGCCGAAGAAGCAGCAGAUUCGGAGGAAGUCGAGAGUGAAGGUCAGGAGGACGAGGAGGAGGAGGAGGAGGAAGAAAAAGAGGAGAAGGAGAGCGAUGAUGAGAAUGAGGGGGAGGAGGAGGAGGAGGAGGAAGAGGAGGAGGAGAAGGAGGAGGAGGAGGAAGAGGAGGAGGAGGAGGAGGAGGAGGAGGAGAUUGAAGCGGUUGCGGUUGGACCAGAUAACUCCAAGGACAAAUCCGACCGUGAUGGGCGCCGGAGCGGUGGCGGCAGCAGUGGCAGACGCAAGAAGUUCUGA